Messenger RNA from Aplysia californica (California sea hare), 952 nucleotides. Its product is annotated as tetraspanin-33. NCBI's taxonomy places the organism in Eukaryota, Metazoa, Mollusca, Gastropoda, Aplysiida, Aplysiidae. The transcript is spliced from 6 exons. Gene Ontology annotation, cellular component: membrane. The coding region runs from base 1 to 693 and encodes 230 amino acids. The record is from RefSeq and is a predicted model, not a curated record.
AUGGCUCAGCAGAAUGUCUACAUGUGUGAAUUGGGAGCUGUGAGCUGCCUACUAAAUACGUGUAUAACCUCUUUGCCUUUUCCCCAGGUUGUUGGCCUUGUCAUGACAGGUUUAGGCGCCUACAUCCUGUCCAUCAAGGACAAACAGGUCCAUGACGUCCUCGACUUCUUCCUGGACCCGGCCUGUGACAUGUGCCUGGCCGGCUCUAUCGUGUUUGUCAUGGGCUUUCUGGGAUGUACCGGGGCUCUUCGCGAGAUCGUCUGCUUCUUGAAGAUUGUGAGUUUUCACCACAGUGCCACUCAUAUCCUUCUUUUACAGCUAGGGUGCUGCGGCCUCAGUGACUCGGAAAAGGGAUUCUUGGACUGGAACGACAACGCUUACUUCAACUGCUCCUCUACCAAUAUGAGCCCAGAGCGAUGUAGUGUACCUCACUCAAAUAUCGGUGAUUCCAUCAACUACCAGUGUGGUGCCAACAUGAUCAAGUAUCUUCCUGACGGUGAGAUUGAGGGGAACAAUGCAAACACGUACCGUAUCUACAAUGACGGCUGCAUGAAAGCACUCGGUGACUGGAUAAACCGACACGCCCUCGUGGUAGGGGGAAUAAUGCUGGGGAUUCUCUUGCCUCAGGUGUUCAUUGUCGUUCUCACACGCAACCUCAUCGAGAUGAUAGAAACGCAGAAAAGUUAUUGGUAGCUUCAGGCAAGCUUUUACUUUUACCCUCUGGUCGGCAACAAUGGAGACCAAACUUACAAUGGACUGGUUGAUAGCUACUCCAUAUUAUAAUGAACCACUACACGCCCCAGUCCUGCUCCCCCGGCUUUCAUCUCGUUAGUCUGUUUGGGGAAAAGUUGUCAUGUGCAAAUUAAAUUAUGUUUGAGCAGGAAACUGUAGGAGAGUGGGAGUUUACUUACACGCUAAUGCAAUGCUUUUGACAAUCUUUAUUAUUAUUAUU